Punica granatum (pomegranate) is the source of this 733-nucleotide messenger RNA. Lineage: Eukaryota; Viridiplantae; Streptophyta; Magnoliopsida; Myrtales; Lythraceae. The record is from RefSeq and is a predicted model, not a curated record.
AUGCUGAGCUCCUGUGUUUUCGAGCUUCAGAUUGAUCUGUCGACGCAGCUGAGCUACUUCAAGGAGGUGGAAGAGUCGCUUAGGGAGAAGUAUGGAGUUGCAGGGGCAAGAAAUGUGCUGGGAAGUGCGGUUUAUUUGUUCAGCGUUGGAGGCAAUGACUACGUACAGUUUUACAUGUCGAAGCCAAAUGCCACUCAGUCCGAUCGAAGGGCUUACGUAGGGGAAGUAGUUGGCAAUAUCACGGCCGUGUUAAGCGUAAGAGAUAUACAGGUUGGGAGGAAGGAAGAUUGGGUUCUAGAACGUCGGGCCCAUAGGGUGUCUCCCGGGGAGCACGUAAAGAGCCCGAACGCUAGCAAAUGGUGCGCCAAGAAGCUCCUGGCGCACUCCCGGCUCCACAAUAGGAUGCUGGCCAUUGCCCUCAGGAAGUUAGAGGGCUAACCGCCCGGAUUCAAGUACUCCAUCUUUGAUUACUACAACUCCCUCAAAGACAAAAUCUUCAAUCCUUCAAAAUAUGGUUUCAACUUUCAAGGAUGGGCAGGGGGUUUGUGGCAGCAGUGGGCCCUACAGAGCAAUGGGCUGUGGUGGUGGGGCCGGCAACGUGGUUCGAUGGGGGCCACAAAACCCACAGAACCAAUUACCAGUUAGCUCAGGUCAUGUGGAGUGGGCCCUCCUCUGUCACCGCCCCGUACAACCUCGGGCAGCUCUUUGUGAAUUAAUUAAUACAAAAAAGUUC